Penicillium mononematosum is the source of this 1104-nucleotide messenger RNA. RefSeq lists its product as uncharacterized. The record is from RefSeq and is a predicted model, not a curated record. NCBI's taxonomy places the organism in Eukaryota, Fungi, Ascomycota, Eurotiomycetes, Eurotiales, Aspergillaceae. The transcript is spliced from 2 exons. Bases 1 to 1104 code for a protein of 367 amino acids.
AUGUCCGUCACUAAUGUCCUGAUGCGCCGGGGCACCGAGCUUGUGGCUACUCACAUGCAGUCAUCGGAUAAGCCUCAGCAGCAGCAGCCAAAUGGAGGCGUGGUGGCUCUGUUUUCUAUCACUGCUGUCUUGUUUUGUUUUGCUUUCUGGGCUGUCGAGUAUACCUACGGAAUGGUGGUCGCGACUCUGGCUGUAGUUGAAGAUACCAACCCCGAUAUCUACGUGCGCAUUACUCCCAGUCCUGAUCCCACCAAGCCAUCCAACGAGGAAGAUCCUGAGCUGGUUGCUCCUACUCCCCUCAAGCCUAUCACCAGCAAGCUGCGCACCACUGUGAAGCACCUGCGCUCCCGUGCUGGCUACUGGUCUCGCUUCCGUGGAAUGAACAUGUUCGUGGGCUACACCGUGGUCCGCGGAUUCCUGUCAUCUUUAAUCCCUGUUCCUACCACGUCAUACCUGGGCCAGUUUAUUGUUCAGUCUAUUCUGAGCGUUCUCCUGGCUACUUGGCAGAUGGCCUGGGUGCACAUCGUCAUCUCUGAGCCCUCCCCAAAGAGUGCCUACCAGCGUAUCCCCAGCUAUAAGACCUGGAUUAAGAUUGCGCCAGCUGCUGCUCUCCAGGAUAUUCUCACCGCUGCUGCUUUCUUCAUUCCCAUGGCCAUUGCCAACUUUGCUGGCUGGCUCGAUGUUGCCGGUGACCAGGAUGUCCCACCUAUGGUUGCCAUCUACCGUUUUAUGGGCGCCGGCGUGAUUCCUGCUCUUCUGGCAUUCCUAAUCUCUAUGCCUGCUCGUGUCAUCUUUGUCCGGGUGGCUGCAUCUAUGCUUCCUGAAGAGGAUGAGACUAUUGUGCCGUUUGAUCGCUCUUUCGGGGGUAAAGUCAGCCCUGCCAUCACCGGUGGCAGCGGCAAGAUCGGCCUCAUGGAUGCAUGGACUACCUUUGACUGGGCUGCCCGUGUCCGCUUCGCCAAGGUUAUUGGCAAGACAUUUGCCAUGGAGGUGGCGCUUGGUAUCUUCGCCGCUUUGGUACUUGGUGCUCAGGUCUUUUGGAUGUUCAAGACUGCCAAGCCCGUUGACUCAGAUGCCCCUGGGUUCCAAAUGAGCUGGGAAUAA